UGGAAUAGUCUUCUCCGGUUUCUGGUAAUUUCAUCAGGGCCUCAUCGUGUUGCUGCAGCUACAGAUAACAUCUUCCUGUGGGUAACUCUUCCCCGCCAGAGCCCCCUGAGGCUGGCCCCGAGCUCAGAGGAGGGACGCGGGGGUGUGGGAUGACUUUGGGGGUGUGAGGGUCUCUUAGGCAGAAGUGGGUCGGCUGGGAUGCCAGAAUAGCGCUGAGGAACGCUGCCAUUUGCCAUUGGAAGCUAUGGAAAAAGGGAAGGGGCAGGAGCUGGGCAGGGGCCUGGGGAGGCCCCUGAGCUCCUGGAGCUGCCGUGGGUUAUGCUGUCUCCUGAUACCUCCAGCUAGGCCCUCCUAACAACACCCAAGCCCAGGUGCAGACACAGAGACCCACACCUCCCAGGUUGGGCGGCGCACUGGCCCCAGCACAGGGCCACCUUAACUGGGCAGCCCUCUGGGCGGGGCACGUCACGGAUGCCAUCUGCGCGACACCAGGUGGCACCCAGGCCUGAAGCAGGACCUGGUGUGCGCAGCACAUAGCUCCCAGCCUGCUGCCCAGCUCCUCACGCUGGGUCUCCGCCCAGACCAUGACCCAGGGCGUCUUGGAGGCUGACAGCCCCGGCUGGGGCUGGGACGGGGAUGGGGACGAAGACUGGGAUGGCGUCGUGCUGACCCUGCUGGCGCUGGCUGUGGUGGCCGCCACGGCACUAGCUUUGCACUGGUUUGGCUCUGGGCAGGACCAGGAGGCGGCAGGUCCAGCAUCCACAGCCCCUCGACCUUCACAGGUGGGAGGACCUGGGCCAGCCCUGCCCCCGAAAUCCAAGGUCAGUGGUGGUGCCGAGGGACACAGCCCAGGGCAGGAGAAGCCACACCCUCCAGGACGUGGCCAGGGGAGUCCAGCUGCAGCAGGGGCCCAGGAUCAGGAGCCCCCGCGAGGUGAAGGUCUGGCUGCUACAGCUACACCUCCACUCAAGACACCUGGUGAGGUGGCCAGCGGAGGGGCCUUGGGACAGCAGCGUGGUGAUGCCACUCCAGAAGCCCCCCGAGGAAAAGGAAGGGAGCCUCGCAGGCCAGGUGCUGCCCUCCUGGGUCAGAGCAAAGCAGAGGGGACGUCUGCCCCCCUCCUGAUACACUUCACCCCCCGGAGCCCUGGCGGAGAAGUGGAGGUGCAGGUAGAAGCAGGAGGCGUCCAAGCCAAGGCACCAGCUCACCAGGCCCUCGUCCACAUGGUGGAACGGGACACCAGCCCCUGGCAGCAAGGUGUGGCGUCACCUGGCUCACUGGGGAGGGGCCCAGGCAGCCGCCGGUGGCAGGUGGACCGCAGCUCAGGAGAGAGAACCUGCCGCUCCCCAAGGCUGGACCCCCUGUCCCUGGGCACUGUGGUGAGUGUGUGGGAUUCUGUGGGUGCAGCCAGCAGCCUCCCCGCGGGCUCCCAGGGGCUCCCUUUGCCCCAGGAGCUGCCCCCAUCGUACACCCUGAAGACUAGUCCCCCGAUGGAUGUCUCAGAGAGGGGGCCUGGGAAGAGCAGCCCCCAACAAGCCCCAGUCCUAGCUCUGGACUCAGGAGCCAAAGCUACUGAGAGCAGGGAGGCUGGGACCCUGGCCCCCAGGGAGUCUCAGAGGUCCCCAGCCUCCGUGGAAGGUUGGCCCCGGGUGAGGAGGGAGGUCCUUGUCACCGGGAGCUUCAGCGAGGCCCCAGGCUCCAUGGGCCUAUCACAAGAGGGGCCACAGGGGGGACACCGACUCUUGUCCCAAGGGGAGGGGACCACAGAGGCCAGCACUGCGGGUGAGGCUGGGGCUAACGGCUCUGGAGACCACCCUUUCUUCAGUUCAGGGCCUGAAGGGACAAAGGAGCAAGGGGGCCACAGUGUUACAGAAGGGAGAGGAUCCCUGCAAGGCCAGGUGGCUGGCGGCUCUGACAGAGGGAAGCGAGCUGCAGAGGUUCGCAGCUGCGUGCCCUCCCCAAGCCCCUCCCUCACGUCCUCUUCACACACCCCUAAACCCCUCCCACCCACAGCACAUCCCCAUCCAGGUCUCUUACCUGUAGCCCCAACUCCUCUGAACUCCUCUCUGUCAGUCUCUUUGCCCCCCAGAGUUGGCCAGGGUCCUGCUGAGGAUGAAAAUCUCAAACUGCAGCCCCUGCCCCAGGCCCAUCCCCUGUCACAGCUGCAGCCCCUGCCCCAGGCCCAUCCCCUGCCCCAGGCCCAUCCCCUGUCACAGCUGCAGCCCCUGCCCCAGGCCCAUCCCCUGCCCCAGGCCCAUCCCCUGUCACAGCUGCAGCCCCUGCCCCAGGCCCAUCCCCUGCCCCAGGCCCAUCCCCUGUCACAGCUGCAGCCCCUGCCCCAGGCCCAUCCCCUGCCCCAGGCCCAUCCCCUGUCACAGCUGCAGCCCCUGCCCCAGGCCCAUCCCCUGCCCCAGGCCCAUCCCCUGUCACAGCUGCAGCCCCUGCCCCAGGCCCAUCCCCUGCCCCAGGCCCAUCCCCUGUCACAGCUGCAGCCCCUGCCCCAGGCCCAUCCCCUGCCCCAGGCCCAUCCCCUGUCACAGCUGCAGCCCCUGCCCCAGGCCCAUCCCCUGCCCCAGGCCCAUCCCCUGUCACAGCUGCAGCCCCUGCCCCAGGCCCAUCCCCUGCCCCAGGCCCAUCCCCUGUCACAGCUGCAGCCCCUGCCCCAGGCCCAUCCCCUGCCCCAGGCCCAUCCCCUGUCACAGCUGCAGCCCCUGGGCCUGCUAUCAGGAGGGGCAGUUCUCAACUAG
Messenger RNA from Globicephala melas (long-finned pilot whale), 2747 nucleotides. RefSeq names its product collagen alpha-1(I) chain-like. The record is from RefSeq and is a predicted model, not a curated record. Lineage: Eukaryota; Metazoa; Chordata; Mammalia; Artiodactyla; Delphinidae.